Messenger RNA from Arabis nemorensis, 927 nucleotides. The record is from the annotation of a GenBank genome assembly. NCBI's taxonomy places the organism in Eukaryota, Viridiplantae, Streptophyta, Magnoliopsida, Brassicales, Brassicaceae.
AUGCACCAGAAGGUAGAAUAUGUCCGACAUGGAGACGUCUUCGUCAAUACCCCAGGCUCUGCCCAGUGGAUUUACAACUCCGGAGACCAGCCACUUGUCAUCAUCACCCUUCUCGACAUUGCCAACUCCCAAAACCAACUCGACCGCAACCCAAGAGUGUUCCGUUUGGCUGGAAACAAUCCACAGGGAGAGGUCCUAGCUCAGGCAUUGAAAAUCGAUGUUAGGUUGGCUCAAGAGCUUCAGAACCAACAAGACAACCGAGGAAACAUUGUUCGUGUUAACGGACCUUUCCAAGUCGUAAGGCCGCCUCUGAGACAGCAAUCCGAGAGCGAGAAGUGGAGACACCCACAAGACAACGGCCUUGAGGAGACUAUCUGCAGCAUGAGGUCACACGAAAACAUUGACGACCCUUCCCGUGCUGACGUGUACAAGCCCAAUCUUGGUCGUGUGACCAGCGUCAACAGCUUGACCUUGCCCAUCUUGCAGUAUGUCAGGCUCAGCGCCACCCGUGGCAUUAUUCAGGGUAAUGCGAUGGUGCUUCCGAAAUACAACAUGAACGCGAACGAGAUCUUGUACUGCACGGCAGGGCAAGGAAGGAUCCAAGUGGUGAACGACAACGGACAGAACGUGUUGGACCAGCAGGUGCAGAAGGGACAGCUCGUGGUGAUACCACAAGGGUUCGCAUACGUUGUCCAGUCACACGGAAACAACUUCGAGUGGAUCUCUUUCAAGACGAAUGCUAACGCUAUGAUUAACACUUUGGCUGGUCGAACCUCGGCUUUGAGGGCAUUUCCAUUAGAGGUCAUAACCAAUGGUUAUCAGAUCUCACUGGAGGAAGCUAGAAAGAUCAAGUUCAACACACUUGAGACCACCUUGACUCAUUCCUCCGGUGGACAGCAGCUGAUUGAGGAGAUUGUCGAGGUUUAA